Plasmopara halstedii is the source of this 270-nucleotide messenger RNA. RefSeq lists its product as uncharacterized. The coding region runs from base 1 to 270 and encodes 89 amino acids. The record is from RefSeq and is a predicted model, not a curated record. NCBI's taxonomy places the organism in Eukaryota, Oomycota, Peronosporomycetes, Peronosporales, Peronosporaceae. The transcript is spliced from 3 exons.
AUGGCUAUCCAAAACCAAGUUACUCCCAGGUCGGUCGAAGGUGAUGUCGACGAGAAGGAGGCGCCAAUUGUUCUGGCUGAUUUUUAUCCGAAAAAAGAAGACCAUUCACGCACUGUGGUUUUGCCGGCGUGGCGUGAUGCUGACCUGCUACAGUACGCGAAGUUAACGAACUGGGUUAUCGAAACAGGUCUGCGGCAGAUCAAGCGGCAGGAUACACCAUUUCCAAAACUUGUUAAGGAGCAUGAGAGACUGCUGUUUCGAAGGAAAUGA